This is a messenger RNA of Protomyces lactucae-debilis, 666 nucleotides long. RefSeq names its product fork head domain-containing protein. The annotation marks the transcript as partial. NCBI's taxonomy places the organism in Eukaryota, Fungi, Ascomycota, Taphrinomycetes, Taphrinales, Protomycetaceae. Gene Ontology annotation, biological process: regulation of transcription by RNA polymerase II. The record is from RefSeq and is a predicted model, not a curated record. The transcript has 2 exons. Gene Ontology annotation, molecular function: protein binding; DNA-binding transcription factor activity, RNA polymerase II-specific; RNA polymerase II cis-regulatory region sequence-specific DNA binding.
AUGGAUCCAGAAGCCCUGGACCCAGACGGCGGACUGCCCAUCAGCGCCUAUGCAAAGCUCGAGUUUGAGCAAUUCAGCUUCUUCAUCCAAACGCUGACCCUCCUACUCGGCCGCAAAGCUAAACCGGGCGACAAUGUCGAUGUCCAUCUCGGCGCCUCAAAGUCAAUAUCGAGGAACCAUGCCAAGAUCCACUACCACUUCCAUGCCUCUGCCUGGGAGAUUGAGGUACUGGGCAAGAAUGGCGCCUUUGUUAAUGAGCGCUAUGUCGGCGCAGGCGAAACAUUCCCGCUGCAUAAUGAGGAUAAGCUACAAAUUGCAGAGACACCUUUUACUUUUCUGCUGCCAGAAGGAGCGGCGCCGCCCAUUGAUCCGUCAGCGUUGGCGCAUGGCGACUUUGAUCCGCUCAUGGCCAUGCCUGUCAUUGCCAGCUUCCAAAGACCGCAAGCCUCGUACGCGACGCUGAUUUACAACGCCAUCACCUCACACCCCAACAAAAAGAUGACUUUGGCUCAAAUAUACAACUGGAUCUGCAUUCAUCAUCCAUACUACCGCUAUGUCAUGAAUGGCUGGCAAAACUCGAUCCGCCACAAUCUCAGUCUCAACAAGGCCUUUAUGAAGGUGACUCGAACGGAGAAUGAGCCUGGCAAGGGAGCCUUCUGGGCGGUG